Messenger RNA from Neocloeon triangulifer, 2726 nucleotides. RefSeq names its product dolichyl-diphosphooligosaccharide--protein glycosyltransferase subunit STT3A (gene Stt3A). The record is from RefSeq and is a predicted model, not a curated record. Lineage: Eukaryota; Metazoa; Arthropoda; Insecta; Ephemeroptera; Baetidae. Gene Ontology annotation, biological process: post-translational protein modification. Gene Ontology annotation, cellular component: membrane. The coding region runs from base 167 to 2341 and encodes 724 amino acids. Gene Ontology annotation, molecular function: dolichyl-diphosphooligosaccharide-protein glycotransferase activity. The transcript has 14 exons.
GAGCCUAUACGCCUAUAGCCAAAGCCUACUACUACAGUCCAAGCUGCAUUAUUUUCGUUUGGUGUUAGUCUCGUCAGCCGGUGCCACGCAGGACGCCCACAUCUUUGCUGUGUUGACCUUCCAAUUAUUCGACCCUUUGCCGCAUGAAGUCAACCAAUAAGUGAAAAUGUCAACGAAGGCAGCACCCCAGACACAGACCGGAGGCCUUCGGAUGUCCACAGAGAAGCAAGAGACCCUGCUCAAGCUCUCCAUCCUUUCUCUUGCCGCAAUUUUGUCUUUUGCAACUCGUCUCUUCUCUGUUUUGCGGUUUGAAAGUGUAAUUCAUGAGUUUGAUCCGUACUUCAACUACCGCACCACCAAGUUCUUGGCCGAGGAAGGCUUCUACAAGUUCCACAACUGGUUUGACGACCGAGCAUGGUACCCUUUGGGACGCAUCAUUGGAGGUACCAUCUAUCCAGGAUUAAUGGUAACCUCUGCUGCCCUUUACCAUCUAAUGUGGUUGGUCAACAUUACGAUCGACAUUAGAAAUGUCUGCGUCUUUUUGGCUCCAUUUUUCUCAUCGCUCACCACUAUUGUCACCUACCUGCUCACCAAAGAGCUUAAAGAUUCAUCUGCUGGCUUGGUGGCUGCUGCUAUGAUUGCCAUAGUUCCAGGGUAUAUUUCUCGAUCUGUGGCUGGUUCCUAUGACAAUGAAGGGAUUGCCAUAUUCUGCAUGCUUCUCACCUACUACAUGUGGAUCAAAGCCGUCAAGACUGGAAAAAUCUUCUGGUCAGCCCUGGCUGCACUGGCUUAUUUCUACAUGGUUUCCUCGUGGGGUGGAUACGUGUUCCUCAUCAACCUGAUCCCUAUGCACGUCUUCACUUUGAUGGUCACUGGACGCUUUGGGGCUCGCGUCUAUGUUGCUUACUGCACUCUCUACUGCCUCGGAACAAUUCUAGCCAUGCAGAUUUCUUUCGUCGGAUUCCAGCCAGUCCAGAGCUCUGAACACAUGCUGGCGUUGGGAGUCUUCGGCUUAUGUCAGUUGCACUGCUUUGUCGACUAUUUGCGCGGACGUCUCACCACAUCCGACUUCCAGACCCUGUUCAAGGCCACUAUUGUUGCCACUGGAACAAUUUUGGCUACUGUUCUUGGAAUUUUGGCUAUUACUGGCAAAGUCUCUCCUUGGACCGGUCGCUUUUACUCUCUGCUGGAUCCAUCAUAUGCCAAAAAUCACAUUCCGAUCAUUGCCUCUGUGUCUGAGCACCAACCUACCUCGUGGAGCUCCUUCUACUUUGAUCUGCAACUACUGGUGUUCCUUUUUCCAGCCGGUCUCUACUUUUGUUUCCGCAACCUGACAGACGCAAACAUUUUUCUCAUCCUUUACGGCGUUACAUCAAUUUACUUUGCUGGUGUGAUGGUUCGUUUGAUGUUGGUCUUGGCUCCUGUCAUGUGCAUUCUCGGAGGAAUUGCAAUGUCUGGAAUGUUGAACCGUUACAUGAAGGAUGUCGACACCAGCCCUGUCAUCUUGGGCAUGCCGUCUGGAAACUUAAACCACCCCAAGCACGGUGAAAAGAGGUCUAAGCACAAGCAGGAAUCAAACUAUGUCAUGAAGAGCGAGAUCGCCACUCUUUUUGUGGCCAUCAUGUGCUUCUUCCUGAUAUCCUACACAAUGCACUGCACCUGGGUCACGUCGGAGGCAUACAGCUCUCCUUCCAUUGUCCUGUCCGCUCGUUCACAUGACAACUCUAGAAUAAUUUUCGACGAUUUCCGAGAGGCUUACUACUGGCUGAGAAUGAACACUCCUGAGGAUGCUCGUGUGAUGUCAUGGUGGGAUUACGGCUAUCAGAUAACAGCAAUGGCAAAUCGGACAAUUUUGGUUGACAACAACACCUGGAACAACACACAUAUCUCAAGAGUUGGUCAAGCAAUGGCUUCUUCAGAGGAUAAAGCUUAUGCAAUCAUGAGGGAGCUGGAUGUCAACUAUGUUUUGGUCAUCUUUGGUGGCUUAACUGGAUAUUCAUCUGAUGACAUCAACAAGUUCCUGUGGAUGGUUCGAAUUGGAGGAAGCACUGACCGGGGUGCGCACAUCAAGGAGUGGGAUUACUACACUCCGCAGGGAGAGUUCCGUGUCGACAAAGAGGGAUCUCCGAUUUUGCUUAACUGUCUAAUGUACAAGAUGUGCUACUAUCGAUUCGGACAGGUCUACACUGAAGGAGGACGUCCUCCUGGUUACGAUCGAGUGAGAGGUGCUGAAAUUGGAAACAAGGACUUUGAACUGGACGUGCUUGAGGAAGCAUACACUUCAGAGCACUGGCUUGUCAGGAUUUACAAAGUAAAAGAUCUGCCUAACCGAGGGCUUUAGAUAAGCAUUUCAGUCCGUAACAACGCUUAUUCCAUGCGAGUCUGAUUCUCAGCCGCUCUCAAUUUCUACUAUAAAAGUCAAGAGUUAUUCAGUGGGCGAUAAUGUUCUUGUGUGCAUUGCAUUUUAUUUUAAUAUUGCCUAAAAAUUAAUGAUCUGCUAUUUUUUGUUAAGUUUCAUGGGUCACUAAUGUUUAAAAACAUCUUACACCACAAAAUUUUGGAAGAAUGCAGCAAUAUAUGAAUUUCCGUUAAAGCCAGAAUGGAGCAUUGAGGAAUGAAUGAAUUUUUUCAUGAUGUAAUUUUUAUAUUCUUGUGCGCUCUGUGGGUUUGUGAGCACAACAAAUAUGAUUGCUGAGAGAUUGAUUUAAAAUAAAGGCAAAACAUUG